Nakaseomyces glabratus is the source of this 675-nucleotide messenger RNA. It is a transcript of the gene GOS1, whose product is annotated as Gos1p. Gene Ontology annotation, biological process: endoplasmic reticulum to Golgi vesicle-mediated transport; vesicle fusion. Gene Ontology annotation, cellular component: cis-Golgi network; Golgi medial cisterna; SNARE complex. Gene Ontology annotation, molecular function: SNAP receptor activity. Lineage: Eukaryota; Fungi; Ascomycota; Saccharomycetes; Saccharomycetales; Saccharomycetaceae. The record is from RefSeq and is a predicted model, not a curated record.
AUGAGCAAAGGACCAUCGUUUGUUACUGUGCGCAGCGAAGCCAUUUCGCGUGAAUCCAAAACUGAAUCAUUGCUUGGUAAAUAUUCAACAUAUGCGCAAGCUGCAAGUUCUGAUGCUACCUCGCAGGAGAAGCAUUUAGAUGAGCAAAUUGAAAAACUGCUGGGUGAAAGACAAGACAUUAUAGACAAUUUGACAAAGAUAGCGGAAGACACUCCAAAUAUAUCUGCGUCAAAGCAGUCCCAAUUGCAACGUCACAGAGAGAUUUUACAAGAGCACUGGAAGAACUUUAGAGGAAUAAGGUCUUCUAUUCAACAAGAACGUAAUCGUUUGAACUUAUUGUUUAGUGUUAAGAAUGAUAUCGCACAACAACAACAGGCAACUGAUAAUGAAUUAUUUAAUGAUGAAGAAGCAUACAACCAGAAUGAAUCCAGAAGAAUAGAUCAGUCACAUAAUAUCCUUGAUCGUCUAAUAGUUCAAGCAUGGGAGACAAGAGAGAACUUCAAUGCUCAGAGCUCAACUCUAAAUAGUGCUGGCAAUAAGGCUUUGCAAACAUUACAGAGGAUUCCAGGUGUGAAUCUAUUGAUUGGUAAGAUUGGAACAAGAAGAAGGAAAAAUGCAAUUAUAUUAGCUUCGGUCACUACCAUAUGUAUUUUGUUUUUAUUCUUUACUUGGUGA